GAACACUGUGAAGGCCUACAACAAGGAGUUCUGCAGCCUCUACGAGAUCAACGCGCAGGACUCUCGGAACGCAGUGCCUGGAGUACUCUACGGCCGAUAUGCCGCCGACCAGUAUGGGGCCAAGGAUGGAGGAAACCCCUGGCAUUUGAUCACUGCCGCGUUGGCGUCCUUGCUGUACCAGGUGGCCGAAAGGGUCGCGACUGGCACCGUGCUGAGCCGUCAGGAGAUUGCUGCUUGGAAGGCCGCCGUGAACGGCGGAGACAACUUCCUGGGCCAGAGCAAGGACUUCGUGGCAGCAGGCGACUCCGUCCUUGUGCGGCUCCGCCAACACAUUGCGCCGGAGGAUGACAUGCACCUCUUUGAGCAGAUUGACCGAAGUACGGGCCAGCAGUACAAUGCCAAGGACCUGACAUGGAGCUACACCGAGGUCUUCAAUGCUUUGCUUCAGCGCAUGAGGGCCAUAGCGCCUGGUGUCGAAAUCAUCGUGUGAGGUCGUCUGGACGCGCUUCACUCCGGCUAUGAAUUUUGAGUGGGGAACCCCCC
This is a messenger RNA of Effrenium voratum, 543 nucleotides long. The record is from the annotation of a GenBank genome assembly. Lineage: Eukaryota; Dinophyceae; Suessiales; Symbiodiniaceae.